AUGGGGAUCGUGGUUGGCUGUUCUUGUGAAGUAAUACUUGGCAUUUCCCAACGAACUUCGGGCAUAUUUGACGAAGAUGAUGAAGAAAUUGCACCAGUGGUGGGUGGAUUAGUACUUCUUGAUCGUCAUCGUGAUGUGUUCCAUCCUCUAUGCACUGCAACUGAUUUGAAGGACAAAUACUGGAGCAUUAGGUUAGCUAAGUUGAGAGAACUUUUUGAUGGUAAUGACUUCAGUGAUGAUGACUUUGAGGAAGAAGGCAACGAUGAUGAAUCUGAGGGUAAAAUUGAGGAUUACGACUCUGUGGAAGACAGCGAGGAUGAACCUGAUGACAAUGUGCCUGGUGAUAUUCCUUUUGCUGGUGCUGGAAGUAAUGAUAGUUCCGAGUCUGAGGGAGACAAGGGUGAUAUUUCUGAGAAAGGAGAUGAUAGUGAUGAUAGUUCUGACUCGAAGGAAGACAACGAUGAUGAACCCAAGGGUAAUCCUCUUAUUUGGAUUUUCUUACAUCCUUCGGUGAUUGUUUUCACUUUUUACUGA
Molecule: messenger RNA, 534 nt
Organism: Papaver somniferum (opium poppy)
Lineage: Eukaryota; Viridiplantae; Streptophyta; Magnoliopsida; Ranunculales; Papaveraceae
Product: coiled-coil domain-containing protein 1-like
Exons: 6
Coding region: 1-534 (177 amino acids)
Source: RefSeq, a predicted model, not a curated record